GAUUUUUGAAAACCCAGUCGCUUUGCCACCUGCAUAAUGGCCAAACUGUUUCUUCUGUGUCUGUUUUCAAUUUUGCCAGCUCUGUUCUGUUGGGUGUCUUCAGCAGAUUUGCCUACUAAUUAUGAGUAUUUCACUGAAGGCGGCAUCGUCGCAGGCCUUAACGCCGAUCAACGAUAUUUUAAGCUGAAUGAGAAGGAAAUUACAAUCUUCAGUGGAGCUUUCCAUUAUUUUAGAGUGCACAGCUCCCAAUGGAGAGAUCGAUUGAGGAAAAUGCGAGCCGCAGGCCUAAACACCAUUGAGACUUAUGUGUCGUGGAACUUGCAUGAAUAUCACUCAGGGGCGUUUGAUUUCGGGCAUGGCGGUUCCGACUUUGAGGAGUUUCUGGAUAUUGCCGAAUUCAUCAAAAUUGCACAGGAAGAGGACUUGUUUGUCCUGGUAAGAGCUGGCCCAUACAUUUGCUCAGAAUGGGAGUUCGGAGGCCUGCCUAGUUGGCUUUUACGCGAAAAGGACAUAAAAGUCCGCACAAGCGAUGAAGUCUUCCUGAAAUACGUUGCAAGGUUUUGGGGAGAACUCCUGCAAAUUCUUGAGCCACUUCAGUUCACCAAUGGAGGCCCCAUCAUAGCCUUCCAAGUGGAGAACGAGUAUGGAAA
Dendroctonus ponderosae (mountain pine beetle) is the source of this 650-nucleotide messenger RNA. RefSeq names its product beta-galactosidase-1-like protein 2. Lineage: Eukaryota; Metazoa; Arthropoda; Insecta; Coleoptera; Curculionidae. Gene Ontology annotation, cellular component: vacuole. The record is from RefSeq and is a predicted model, not a curated record. Gene Ontology annotation, biological process: carbohydrate metabolic process. Gene Ontology annotation, molecular function: beta-galactosidase activity.